This is a messenger RNA of Oncorhynchus gorbuscha (pink salmon), 2292 nucleotides long. RefSeq names its product dnaJ homolog subfamily B member 6-like. Lineage: Eukaryota; Metazoa; Chordata; Actinopteri; Salmoniformes; Salmonidae. Gene Ontology annotation, biological process: positive regulation of proteasomal ubiquitin-dependent protein catabolic process; protein refolding. The transcript has 10 exons. Gene Ontology annotation, cellular component: endoplasmic reticulum membrane; cytosol. The record is from RefSeq and is a predicted model, not a curated record. The coding region runs from base 183 to 1232 and encodes 349 amino acids. Gene Ontology annotation, molecular function: Hsp70 protein binding; ATPase activator activity.
CUAACCGGAUCUUACGUAAAACUACAAACAACCCAAGGCUGUUGAAUUGUCUGGGGCAAAGCAGCAUUUUCUUGAAUAACCAUAACUGGAAAACGAUAAUAAAUCACUACUGGAAAUUUAUCAGGCUAUAGAAGAAAACUGGGACGGCUGAAGAGCUAGGUUGGAAAAGUUUAUACAAAACCAUGGUGGAAUAUUAUCACAUUUUAGGAGUCCUAAGAAAUGCAUCUCAAGAAGACAUUAAAAAAGCGUACAGAAAAUUGGCACUAAAAUGGCAUCCUGACAAAAACCCAGAAAAUAAGGAAGAAGCAGAGAAAAAGUUCAAAGAACUUUCUGAGGCCUAUGAGGUUCUGUCAGAUGCCAACAAGAGGAACAUGUAUGAUCGCUAUGGUAAAGCAGGCCUAACAACAAACAGUGGAGGAGGUGUUGGACAUUACCACAAUGGUGAUCACUUCAACGAAGGGUUCACGUUCCGCAAUCCUGAAGAUGUCUUCAGAGAGUUCUUUGGCGGUCGAGAUCCUUUUGCGGAUUUCUUUGGAGGGGAUCCGUUUGGGGAUGAGUUCUUCGGUGGAGGGAGGAGGCACCACAGGGGAGUGAGCAGGAGUCGAACGGGGGGACCCUUCUUCGGGGGAUUUGGUGGCUUCCCACCGUUUGGUGCAGGCUUCACAGCGUUUGACCCAGGCUUUACCUCUUUCGGACACAUGGGUCACAUGGGCCAUAUGAGUCCUAUGGGCCAUAUGAGUCACAUGGGUCAUCUGGGAGGAGGAGGAGGAGGCCAUGGUGGCUUCACUGCCUUCUCCUCCACCUCUUUUGGCGGCGGGGGUGGAGGUGGAGGAGGCGGGAUGGGCAACUUCCGCUCCGUAUCAACCUCCACGAAAUUCAUCAACGGCAGGAAAAUCACAACAAAAAGAAUUGUGGAGAAUGGACAGGAACGCGUAGAGGUGGAAGAAGACGGACAGUUAAGAUCACUAACCGUCAAUGGGGUAAAGCCUAUUGCCACAGUUCAAGCAGUCCAACAGGAGGAGUGCAGACAAACUGUUACUGCACACUCUUCCAGUGCACAUGCCUCCCGGUCCUCUGUUCCCCGUCCUCCUUGUCAUCAUGUAAAGACUUCCCCCCACAGGCCCACUCCAGACAGAGAGGAGGGAAGGAGCCCAGCUUCAGUACACAGUGAAAACAAGAGGAAGAAACCCAUGCCUGAGCCCACAGAGGAUGCCAAAAAGAGAAAAACAUGAUCCAGUACACACAGAUCCUUGUCCUCCUAGUCAGCUACAGAAACAAUAUGUUAUUGAUACACCUCUAACAAUGAAUAUUGUUUUAAAGGACACUUAAAUAUGGGGUCCUCAAAGCGCUUUAGCACGAAUGCACAGAUACUGUAAAUGUAUAAUCCUGACUCGUUUUCUAUUAUAUAUCCUAUUUUACGCCCAUAGGAAAAUGUGGGGUGCAUCCGACUAAAUGAUUCAGAGAACCAUGCAAAAUACAAUUGAAAUGAGUUUAAAUCAUGACACUUGUCUUCCCUUACAUCUAGUAAUAUACAUUACUAAAGGAACACUGUCGAUUAGUUUAGCUGAAAUAUUGAAUGGGUGAUGUGCAGGGGUUGACUUGUCAGUCCAUUAUAAUAUAUGUGGUGGAUGUUACUUCCUAGCUCCCAGUGCCCUCAGCAGAGGGUUCCAUUUGCUCUGGGAGGGGAGGGACUUGUCCCUGUAGCCCUGGAACAGCUGAGGACCAUCAUGCUCCUCCUCCACCUCUGAACUGAUCUCCAUCUUCUGAACGAUCAGCUUCAGCAGGUUGUGCUGCUUCUCGAUAACAUUAGACAUCUCCUUCAGCCUGGGUAAAUAAUAGAUCAUCUAUUUUAAUAGUCUAAAAAUGUGUGUAGUAUUGAAGCGCUUAAAACAAAAUUGAUAGAAUGCACUUUAAAUACUGAUAAACUAAAUACUGAUAAACAAUAUCAUGUUAAUACUUUGCAUUGCUCUGCUGUUGUAUUUGAAUAAGGUCAAAGAAACCACUGGUGGGAACUAAGUCCUCACCUGUACUUCUGUUUACGGAUUUCCUGUUCCAUAGGUGUAGAUGGAGGGGAAGUGGGGCUGAGACGGGUUCUCUCAUGCCCCAUACCCAGCAUUGCAUAGAACACUUCUCUCUGUUAAAGGAGAUUCAGACUAUUCAUUAUUACUAUGUUGUUUACCAAACAUCUAUACCAAAAACUAACAGUGUCCUGUGGUGGGCUUGUACAACCUCCAUGUCUCUAAUUAUUUCCAUGCAGAGUAUUAGUUGAUUAAACAAUCCUUUAAACUAACU